Messenger RNA from Macrosteles quadrilineatus (aster leafhopper), 384 nucleotides. RefSeq lists its product as uncharacterized. Lineage: Eukaryota; Metazoa; Arthropoda; Insecta; Hemiptera; Cicadellidae. The record is from RefSeq and is a predicted model, not a curated record. The transcript has a single exon. Bases 1 to 384 code for a protein of 127 amino acids.
AUGCAUCCACAAGGUCCUCCACAAAUGCAUCCACAAGGCCCCCCACCAAUGCACCCCAAUCAACCACAAGGUCCUCCAAAAAUGCAUCCACAAGGUCCUCCACAAAUGCAUCCACAACGCCCACAUUUAGCCCCACAAUCGCCUCAACGACCUACCCCUCCCCAAGGACAUGGACACCCAAACGAAGAACAUCUGGCACAGUAUCGUCAGCAAAUGCAUCAGCAAACCCAGCAGAUUCAGCGUCAUCAGCAAAUACGUCAGGAAGAUGAAGAAGUUUCAUUCCGUCAUAGGUUUCAUCCUCAACCUCAGCAGGAAGACUCAGAAGAACCACAGAAAGUCUCCAGGACUUUUAAGACAGGAGAAAUGAGAAUAGUCCGUCAAUAA